This is a messenger RNA of Haliotis rufescens (red abalone), 3708 nucleotides long. RefSeq lists its product as uncharacterized. The transcript is spliced from 3 exons. The record is from RefSeq and is a predicted model, not a curated record. NCBI's taxonomy places the organism in Eukaryota, Metazoa, Mollusca, Gastropoda, Lepetellida, Haliotidae. The coding region runs from base 1 to 1083 and encodes 360 amino acids.
AUGUAUAAGGCGGGCUAUGUCAAGGCAGGCUAUGUUAAGGCACGCUAUGUCAAGGCGGGCUAUGUCAAGGCAGGCUAUGUCAAGGCUGGUUAUGUCAAGGCAGGCUAUGUCAAGGCAGGCUAUGUCAAGGCUGGUUAUGUCAAGGCAGGCUAUGUCAAGGCAGGCUAUGUUAAGGCAGGUUAUGUUAAGGCAGGCUAUGUCAAGGCAGGCUAUGUUAAGACAGGCUAUGUCAAGGCAGGCUAUGUCAAGGCAGGUUACGUUAAGGCAGGCUAUGUCAAGGCAGGCUAUGUCAAGGCAGGUUAUGUCAAGGCAGGUUAUGUCAAGGCAGGCUAUGUCAAGGCAGGUUAUGUCAAGGCAGGCUAUGUCAAGGCUGGUUAUGUCAAGGCAGGCUAUGUCAAGGCAGGCUAUGUUAAGGCAGGUUAUGUUAAGGCAGGCUAUGUCAAGGCAGGCUAUGUUAAGACAGGCUAUGUCAAGGCAGGCUAUGUCAAGGCAGGUUACGUUAAGGCAGGCUAUGUCAAGGCAGGCUAUGUCAAGGCAGGUUAUGUCAAGGCAGGUUAUGUCAAGGCAGGCUAUGUCAAGGCAGGUUAUGUCAAGGCAGGCUAUGUCAAGGCAGGUUAUGUCAAGGCAGGCUAUGUCAAGGCAGGCUAUGUCAAGGCAGGUUACGUUAAGGCAGGCUAUGUCAAGGCAGGUUAUGUCAAGGCAGGCUAUGUCAAGGCAGGCUAUGUCAAGGCAGGCUAUGUCAAGGCAGGUUAUGUUAAGGCAGGCUAUGUCAAGGCAGGCUAUGUUAAGACAGGCUAUGUCAAGGCAGGCUAUGUCAAGGCAGGUUAUGUCAAGGCAGGCUAUGUCAAGACAGGCUAUGUCAAGGCAGGCUAUGUUAAGGCAGGCUAUGUCAAGGCAGGCUAUGUCAAGGCAGGCUAUGUUAAGACAGGCUAUGUCAAGGCAGGCUAUGUCAAGGCAGGUUAUGUCAAGGCAGGCUAUGUCAAGGCAGGUUAUGUCAAGGCAGGCUAUGUCAAGGCAGGGAUGUACAAACCUGUCUCCGCUCGACCUGUAUCAUUCCGGAUCUCCCCCGAUUCUAUCUCCUAAUUGUUGGAUUGGUAAUUUAGAAGUUGGUGAGUAAACUCUUCUUCAUAUUGCUGCAGACGCGGGAAGAAUUGGCUGGAGACAUUGCAUCCCAUCUGCACAUCGCUCGACCCCAAUUCAAUAACCAAUAUGGUAAUCGGGGAUGUAGACUUCGCAUACUUAUCGAGAUUCUACCACGAUAAACUUGACGAUCAGUUUAACAGUAACUAUUUUGUCCUUUAGCGAGCCCUUUGUCAUGUGACAUGUCACAUAUAGAAAGUCAGUCUAACAGUGUAACUAAAUAAUAUCGUAUGUUUUGGGUAUAACAUGUCUACAACACAUACAUACGUUUGUAAACUGCAUGUCACGCACAAUUAUAUUAAGGCACGAAGGUUGGCUGAAAUAGGGUUUAACAAUAUUAUUAUUCUUAUAAAGCGACGUCCAUGUAUGGAUAGAUGUGUGCGUAUGCACGUGCGCGCGAGCGUGCGUGGUGUGUGCCGCAGUUUAACAUGGAUACCACCCUUCUAGCCGAUAAGUCCUCGUUUUAUCCCUUUUAUGCCGAGCGCCAGAAGGUGUAACAGCAUGUGCUGUCUUUCAACGUCUUAUGGUUUGACGCUCCCAGAGGAUCGAACCACCGACCGUCCGCUCUCCGGGGAGACACUCAGUCCACUACACCACAGAGACGGUUAUAAACGUACGAAUAAAAUGCGACUGAAUCUGAUAUGGUUACAUCGCGUUAUAUCUGUGAUGGUUAACUGUUGUUUUGAGCAAACCCUCAAGGUAAUAGAUGUCUCUUGCUCUGGACAGAAGCGGGCGACACAGAUUCUAUCAAAGAAAAGCGGCGAGGACUGCUGACUGGUGAAGUUCUACGAUUCUGCUACUUCUCACACCUCUCGAGUUGGAAAGGCUGCUGUGCGACAGUGUAAGUUAGAAGAGCUUCCUCACCCUCCAUACUCCCAAGAUCCGGCACAAAGUGAUUUCCACCUGAUUCCUAAACUGAAUGAUACUUUUAUCAACAUAGAUGAUACAUACAUUAAGAUGAUACUAUAUUCUACGUAGAUGAUACAUUGUACUUUCAUCUAGGUAGAUGAUCUACGUAAAAGAUACUUUCAUCUAGGUAACAAUAUUUUUUCGAGUAAUCAACACUAGUUCCGGGUCAGUUAUAUAUAACCCCUGGUUUAAUUAAUAAUGAUCAAUUUGUUUGACGUUCUACCUUGACAUUAUUUAUUGAGGUAUUAUCUUAACAUUGCAUGAAGUAAAUCUUCAUUUCAAUGUGUCAAAGUUGAUGUGAUCUAGAAUGGCACACGGCCCACUCUCUCACAACCUUAAUAAUGAGAUGAGAGCACAAAAUGUUCUUCAAACUACAAACAACUACAGAUCAUUGUUAAUAGAUUUAGCGAAAUUAGAUAUCAACCAUAACAUAAGCCGGAUAAAUAACUCUAAUAUGUUGAUCCACAUGAUUUCUCCAUUACGUAAACUACGUUAAGAGGUAAGACGUGAAUAUGAAGGGGAAAGAAUCACUCAAACUAUAAACCUAUAUCAAACCAAUACUCGUCAUCAGCCUAUAAAGCACUGAUCGAAGGUGCGAUUCUGCAGUUUGUGUUUAUAUAUUAGUGCUGAUAGAUUGACAAGUUGUAAUGGUCUCGGUAUGUUGUAAAAAUACGGCGAAGGUCAAAUGAAAAUAAACGACCAACAUGUUCCCAAACUAUAAUUUAAUUAACUGUAAUUAAGUAAUCACCGUUAUUUAAAUAUAAAUGUUUGUAUAAUUUUGUAUACAACUAGGGUCGCGACUGCACAAGACAAUGUCACUGUCUGAGUAACGAUACGUACGAUUUUAAUAUCUCAGACGGAGAUGAAAGUAUUAUCUACGUAGAUGAUAAAAAUAUUAGACUGUGGCACGAAUACGCUUCUAUAGUGAAUGUGUUCUUCAGGGUGGCUUCAGAAAACUUCUCCCUAACUGGAAUUGAAAUUAAAGCUUCACUAUUUAAAUGGGAAGUGUGUUGAAAAGCAGGGAUAUUAUGCUGAAAAAUAUAAUUAAAAUCACUUUCACAAUUGUUAGUUUUGUUUGUUAGGCUUAGAACUUUUUGACCAGCCCUCGUACUGUUAGUUUGUGAAACUGUAAGUUAACAAGUGCUUAUGAUUGUGCAGGGUUUAUAAUUUUGUAAUGUUUUCAUAUCAUACUAAAUGAAUUAUAACAAUUUCUAUUUGCUUUUUUCUUGUGACAUUUUUACUAUUAUCUUACAUGUAAUACAUUAACCAUAUCAAAACUAGAUUUGCAGCCCAACAUAUAAUUAAAUACACCAGAAAUUGAUGAAGCUAGGGUUAUUGUCACUAGUAUAAUUCCUGUUUCAGAUGAUUAUUCAUUUCCUUGUGAGGUUCUGCAUUGCAACAGAUCUGUGAGAUAGUUUUCUAAUUUUGCAACGUUGACGGGAAUAUCUCAGUUUUAAUUUCAAGUAUGAUGGGCUUCUUUUUGGUUUGGUCAUGGUUCAUACAUGUGUAACUACAACGUAAGAUUCAGCGACAGAUUAAUACUUUUCAGUGAGAUGAGUAUGAUCGUGGAGUGACGUAUGAUCUCAAUCUUACCGUGUAUACGUACGUGUCAAUAGAGGUUAUCACGCGAGUGUGUUUGGGGAUGGUAAAUAUCCUGCA